AUGUGUUUAUCAUAUGUUUCUGUUGUGGAAUCUGAAAAGCCUAUGGAAAAAUGUACGCAACAGCUAACAGUUGUUUAUAUUGAAUUGAAAAUCAACUUCAGUGAACAGCAAGACAUUUCCAGACGUCAUCAACAGAAUUUUUUAUUCAUUCGUCAAAGAAAUGAAAAGGAAACGACGACCAACUACGUCAAUACAAAGGAAGUAAUUUGUGAGAUCAAAGUAAAGUUUAGAAGAAACUCAGGUCAAGGAACUAUCGAAGUGAUAAAUUUAAACACGAUGGAUUGCUUCAUGAGAAUAUCUCAACUUCACAUUCAGCAAAAGGGAUUCAAUUUGUUCAAAUCUAUUUUAUCUGCACAUGUUUUAAAUAAGUUGGGGGGCACCUAA
Molecule: messenger RNA, 384 nt
Organism: Clunio marinus
Lineage: Eukaryota; Metazoa; Arthropoda; Insecta; Diptera; Chironomidae
Source: the annotation of a GenBank genome assembly